AUGUCAGCUGCAAAGCAAGUCUACAUUGCCGUUAUUGGCGCUGGUGGUGUUGGAAAAUGCUUCCUGUCCCAGCUCCAGGCCCUAGCUGCCCGCAAGCCUUCCCCCAAGCUGAACCUUGCCUAUAUCGCAACCAGCCGAAAAGCCCUCUUCAACGAUGAUUACUCCGCGCUCGAUAUCGGCAGUGCCGUCGACUCCCUUGCCGGAUCUUCCAAGAGCCCUCUGGCCCUCUCCCAGGUUGUCGACUACCUCGCCGCCGCACCAGCCAAGGCAGUCCUGGUCGACAACACCAGCUCCCAAGACGUCGCAGAGCUCUACCCCUUGGCCUUGAGCCGCGGCAUCAGCAUUGUGACUCCCAACAAGAAGGCUUUCUCAGGCUCCUACAAGCUUUGGCAAGAUAUUUUCUCCGCCGCCGCGUCUUCUGGUGCCAAGGUCUAUCAUGAGUCAUCCGUUGGCGCUGGCCUCCCUGUUAUUUCCACACUCAAGGACCUCGUUGAGACUGGUGACAAGGUUACCAAGGUCGAGGGUGUGUUCAGUGGAACCAUGUCUUUCCUGUUCAACUCCUUCGCUCCCACCGAGGGUCAGGGCGGCAAGUGGUCUGCCGAAGUGAAGAACGCCAAGGCUCUUGGUUACACCGAGCCCGACCCCAGAGAUGACCUGAAUGGUCUUGAUGUGGCUCGCAAGCUGACCAUCCUCGCGCGCCUGGCUGGUCUGCCCGUGGAGUCGCCCACCUCAUUCCCCGUCCAGAGCCUGAUCCCCAAGGAGCUUGAAUCCGUAGCAAGCGGCGACGAGUUCCUUGAGAAGCUCCCUGCAUUCGACCAGCAGCUUGAGGACAUCAAGGCCGAGGCCGAGAAGGAAGGAAAGGUUGUUCGUUUCGUCGGGAGCAUUGACGUUGCGACCAAGAGUGUCAAGGUCGGUUUGGAGAAGUUUGACCGUUCCCACCCAAUCGCCGCUCUCAAGGGCAGCGACAACAUCAUCAGCUUCUACACUGAGAGAUACGGGAGCAACCCACUCAUCAUCCAGGGUGCUGGAGCUGGUGGUGAGGUGACUGCCAUGGGUGUGACUGGCGAUUUGAUCAAGGUCGUGUCGCAGAUUGCAUAA
Messenger RNA from Clonostachys rhizophaga, 1098 nucleotides. The record is from the annotation of a GenBank genome assembly. NCBI's taxonomy places the organism in Eukaryota, Fungi, Ascomycota, Sordariomycetes, Hypocreales, Bionectriaceae.